AUGGCUCGCGCUUCGCUUGACUCGGAGAGGCCUAUCAUGGCCCCCUCACAUACCGACCCAAAACGAUUCUCAACAUAUAGCGGAGUUCCCUCGUUGGCUGCCUCCGACCUGACUACCAGUACGCUGCCCAGUGGCGAUUCCCGAAUGGCCGAUAUCAAGGAUUACUCCGAAGGCGUCGAGCGUCUCGAAAACAAACCCCUGGACAAACAGCGAUUCGUGCCCAGCGCAGAGAAAUCCGACAACCUGAACAAACUGGCUCUCGGAGCCAAGGUCGAACGUGCGCUCGGGCGAAGGAUGACCAGCCAAGACGCCGUCAUGCGGAAGCCCGUUAUCUUGGACGAGAAGAAGGCCCUGGACUGA
Messenger RNA from Talaromyces rugulosus, 360 nucleotides. RefSeq lists its product as uncharacterized. The coding region runs from base 1 to 360 and encodes 119 amino acids. The transcript has 2 exons. NCBI's taxonomy places the organism in Eukaryota, Fungi, Ascomycota, Eurotiomycetes, Eurotiales, Trichocomaceae. The record is from RefSeq and is a predicted model, not a curated record.